This is a messenger RNA of Oreochromis aureus, 3189 nucleotides long. RefSeq names its product CKLF-like MARVEL transmembrane domain containing 3 (gene cmtm3). The transcript has 5 exons. Gene Ontology annotation, cellular component: membrane. The record is from RefSeq and is a predicted model, not a curated record. Lineage: Eukaryota; Metazoa; Chordata; Actinopteri; Cichliformes; Cichlidae. The coding region runs from base 174 to 689 and encodes 171 amino acids.
UUCCGCGCUUGUCAUUGUUUCCGCUUCCACCUCAGAGAAGCCUCACGCCUCCUCAUAUCUCAUUUGAGUGUUUGUGUGUGUGUGUGUGUGUGUGUUUAUUUUGCACUAAAAUCUCUGCAGUACUUGUAGUUUGAGCAGCCAGGAGCUCGAGGAGAGUUUUUCUUUUCAUAACAAUGGGAGACAUCGAGGCUCCCAGCUCGAACCGGCCGCCCCAGGCUGUCCUGAAGUCUAUUCUUCCCAGCAAAGAGUUCGUCACAUCCAGGAAAGGAAUGCUGCUUAUUGCUGAAGUGGGUCUGUCCUUUAUAUCAUUCGUGUGCUUCGCUGGAUCCUCGGCAGCAGCAUUUGUGACCGUCCCCCUGCUGGCGUUCCUGGCUUCUCUCUUCUUGCUGUUUGGUUACUCCACCAAAUUCAACGAGAGGUUUAAAGGUUUCUGCUGGCCUCUAACGGAUUUCAUUAGAUGCGUGACUGCCUCCAUUGUCUUUUUCAUCAUCUCAAUAAUGGCAGUGUCCAGAUACUCAGACGGUUCCUCAAAGGCUGCUGGGAUAUUUGGGUUCAUCGCCACCAUUGUUUUUGCCGUAGAUUUUUAUUUCAUUUUUAAUGAGCUGGCCAGUUUCUUGAAACAAGGAGGGGAGUCCAACGAGGAACCGUCAAGACAGCAAGAUGAAUUUUCAGACUCUGACUCAGACUGAAACUGUGGGGAUCUUUGGCAGAAGAUGUGUGAUCAUGCAGUCUUAACCUUUGUAGUAAAAAUCAACACUGCCGAGCGGAUAUUUGCAAACACCUGCCUGGUUUUUGUGCAACAGAGUUACAGAAGGACACUGUGUAUCAAGGUCAGACUCAUUGUUGGUCAGUUUCAAGUCACCAAACACGAACAAAGAAGGUUAUAGUGCAAUUCACACAUUAGAAAAAAUACUUUUUAAACUGACGCAUCAAACACGCUAGCCUUCUGUUUUAUUGGUUGUUGCACAAAGUUUAUAAAACACAUUCUUAUCUUUUUUUAUGUUCAAAUUUACUUACAGUGUCUUCGAUCAUUUGCAAAAAAUGUAAGAGCUACUAUCACUCCAACACUUUCCUGAAGCUGUGAAACUGUUUCUGCUCAUGUUAUGGAGAAGCAGUUAACAUCAAAAUGUGCGUGCAUUAUGUCUAAAUCAGGGGAAAAUAUUCUAGCCCUGUUUACAUGUAUGCACACAAGAACACUGCAAAAGUCCUUAUUGAAUAAAUGUUUACCAGUGUAAUAAUAAUGUAAUAAUGCUGUAACAGGAAUUCAGACCAGGAGGCCUGCUUAAUUAUCGUUUUAUUAAAUUGACAGCAUUAUGUUUAUAACCCUGUUUCCUAAAAAGUUUGCACACUGUGUAAAAUGCAAAGAUAUGCAAAUCAUAUAAACCCUAUAUUUAAUUUUAAGCAUCAGACGCUGCCUUUCAGAAUUCUUCUUAUUUACUCGAAAGCAGUAGGCUCAUUUAGAGUUUGAUUACAGCAAAGCUUUUCCAAAAAAACUGUAAACUGUAACUGUAUUUUUGUUUUCUAGUGCUCCAAAUGUUUUUAAUAGAUGUCAGGUCUGGUUUACAAGCGGGCCAGUUCACCACCCAGAAUCUUUUAAUAUGGAGCCAUGCUGUUACAGUAUGUACAGAAUGUGUUUUGGCCUAGUCUCGCUUAGUAAUGCACGGCAUAACCUGACACAGCACAGCUGGAUGGAAGCAUGUGUCACUUCAAAACCUGAUUUAUCAUUCAGCAUAAAUGAUGCCUUCACAGAUGUGCAACUAUACCACUAAGGGAGCCCACAGGCCUGCCCCAGGCUCCCUUUUGACUUUAUUUUUCCAAUUGACUUGAGUCUAUAUUAAAUAAACUAUGCUCAUAGAAUUUAGAAACAUUUUUUGCCGCUUGUUUGAAUGUUUUUUUCUUACUUUGCGUGGUAAAUUUGUGGUUAUUAUAAUAACCACAAAUUUACCACGCAUGGGCUUUGGGUAGACACUAUAGUGUCUACCCAAAGCCCAUGCAUUGAUUUCCAUUAUAGAACUAAGGAUCACAAACAUUCGGUACUGGUUUCCAGCCUUGUCCAGAUUUCUCUGGAUCAGGUGAUCCCUUUCCUAACUUUACUUCUGAAAGACUCUGUUUCUCUGCGAUGCUCUUUUCAUAUAUCGUGUUUCUAAUUAACCUAAUGUGUUGAGCACCAAAUUUUUUUUCUGGAUUGCACAAAUUUACAAAAUGUUCCCAUCUGUUAUUGCCCCUGUAAUGACAGCUUUGUAACAUUUUACUGGGAUAAAACUCAAAAUUAGCUCACAUAAAAAACAAAAGUUGCUUUUACCCAUCUAAAUUAAAUAAAGCUAAUUUUGGCUUGUGCCUUAUUUAAGAGUGGUCGCCAGAGCACGUAGCAACACAAGUGUGAUUUGGUAGGUCUGUUUUUGUUUUUGUUUUGUUUUCUUGUUGCAACCCCAAAGGGUUUGUGUCUCCUCCUUUUCAGGGUUUAAAUGACCUACAAUCAAUUUCGUUCUAUUUUUAUUCACAUUUUUCACAGUGUUUAGACAUUUUAGGAAACAAAGUUAUAAAAAAUUUUGUAGCCUAUACUAUAUUACAAGAAGAGAAUGGUUGGCUGGUUACAACCUCUGUCCAGCUGUGGUAGAUUUACAAAAGCCUAUUUUACAAUCUGAGGAUAACCUUUGUUUAUCUUAUGUUUAUUUUCUCAUAUGAGUUUCUGUGAUGUGCUUGAAGACAUUAGAAAUCAUGCUACUUUGACACACUUACUAAGGUAACACACUUUGUCAACUUCCUGCUCUAUUUUUGUUUGUGUGCUAUUUCUUCAUAUGUGCAUAUGUGUGCGUGUGUGUGCAGUUCAUUAAAACCAUUUCAUGCAGUAUUACUUUGAGAAAUUCUACAUAUCUGCUAUAUAAAUCGUUGCAUGUUUUUUUUUGUACCGGUAUGUGUGAUGUAUGAUUUCUCUCCAUUCACUGCCACUACUGACAAAUUAGAUGCACUAGAAUGCCACAGUGACUGUUAAUGAAAUCUAUAUGCAGACUACACGAGUGCUACAACAGCACUGAAUUUAAAACAACAGACUGGGAAUUGGCCACCAUGGCAUUUCCCACAUUUUUCAGUUAACUGGUGCAUCGAGUACGGUAAAAAUUUUAUGGAUUUGUUACAGCUGUAGCUUCAUGUUUUAAAGUUGAGUGGAAAUAAAUGAACAAAAUGAGAAAA